This is a messenger RNA of Drosophila ficusphila, 2596 nucleotides long. It is a transcript of the gene Miga, whose product is annotated as mitoguardin. The coding region runs from base 407 to 1984 and encodes 525 amino acids. NCBI's taxonomy places the organism in Eukaryota, Metazoa, Arthropoda, Insecta, Diptera, Drosophilidae. Gene Ontology annotation, biological process: mitochondrial fusion. The record is from RefSeq and is a predicted model, not a curated record. The transcript has 3 exons.
CAGUCAGCUGUUUCUUUUGCCGCCGCGCUCUCCCUGAAACGUUGUGAUGCAAUUUUGUUGUUUUCAGGCCUAAAAGUGAAAGUUUCCACUGAUAAGCAGCCACAGAUUGCAGCUGCGCCCACUUUACGAUCACUGGAUUUCCCGAUCCGUGUCAGCCAAUUGUUUCGCCCACCAGGAGCAAUCGAGUCACUCAGAACUCGCUCCUCAUUCCAAAGGGCGGCCGCACAUGGAGCGCAGGGUCAAAGCCGCGCCAGAAUCCCAAAAAGAGAUAGCGCCAGUCGAUGAGCGGGCAUCGCAAAGUGGGCGCUGAGGUCUAACCUCAAAGCACGAGCACAAUCAACAAAGAGAUUUCGAUUCCCAUUCCCCGGAUUCCCAGGAUCCAGAAAGGAGCUACCAUCUUCGCAGGAUGCAGCGCCUCAUGCCGGCGACCUGGACAAGCGGUGGCAGCCUUCUGCCCUUCCGCGUCUCCACCACCACAAAGGUUGUUCUUUUCUCGCUGACGGCUGGAGUGGCUCUGAUGAGCGUUCUUUCCCGCUUCCUGCGACGCCGCAAGCCACCGCGUCCGCCUCGCCGGGCGAGGAAGUACACAGGUCGCAGGAAUCGCAACAGCAUGCGCAGUCCCAAUGACCUAAUCUCGAUAGCUGGAUCGAAGGCCUCGGCGAGAUCGGGCAGUCCCGUGGGCUCCACCCUGGCCUAUUCGGACCGCCUGUCGAUGGCCUCCGGUUCGAUUGGCGUUGGAGCAAUGAGCGUACAAAAUGCCGGUGCCAGCGGUUCGAUGGUCACCCAACUGACCGCCCAACAACUGGGUAUGAUGGGCAUGGAAGCGCUGGACACGGUGAUUAACUUCUGGGAGGAUGCCCUGGCGGCCCACUAUUCACCUGGCGGACUACCCGCUCUGUUGACCACGGCGGAGGACUCGGAGUUCUGCCGCGAGAUUCAGAAUCUGCUGGAGAUGGCCUACACGCUGCAGGAGCAGAGCGAACUGCUCUUCCUCGACCAGCGAUCGGUGCUGUUCCGCGAGGAGCAUUCCAUUGACGAGGCCGAGGAGGAUGCCGGCGAGAUGGACGACGAUCGUCGGUCGCGAAAAUCGGGCAGCGUUCUGAGUAGAGCCGGUUCCGAUCCGAACUUUGAUUCCGCCGAGAGUUUCGCCUCCGCUCUGGACCAGGUGGCGGAUCUGCGGGAGUUCGACGGCUUUAUCGAGACCUCGUACGAGGAGUAUCCGUUGUUCCAGACCGCACUGAAGCACCACGACGAGUACACGGUGCCGUGCCGCACCAUUCGGGCGGAGCUGAUGCACUGCAGCACGGACACUGAAUACUUGGCCAAGCUGCACUGCGUUCGGUUGGCCUUUCAGUUCCUGUUCAAGGAUCCGGCGGUGGGCCAGUGGAUCUGCGAUUCCGGCCGGCAAAUCCUCACCGAUCUGCUCUGUCUGGGCGAUAAGGACACGAAGGAGUUCCUCGUCGGCUACGAGGACAUGGUUAACUAUCUGCACGACAGCAGCAAUUGGCCGUGCAUUCAAAUGGAGCUGGAGCAGCGCAACGUAAAGGCGAUGACGUUCUACGACAUCUGCCUGGACUUUAUCAUCCUGGAUUCGUUCAAGGACUUGGAUGCUCCGCCUGCCAGCGUCACUGCGGUGGUCCAGAAUCGCUGGCUGUCCAACGGAUUUAAGGAGACGGCUCUUACCACGGCCGUUUGGUCGGUGCUAAAGGCAAAGAAGCGAAUGCUUAAGUUCCCCAACGGGUUCAUGUCGCACUUCUACGUGAUAUCCGAACAGAUAUCGCCGCUGAUGGCCUGGGGCUUCUUCGGGCCCAACGAGAACCUGCGCGACAUCUGCCACUACUUUCGGGAGCAGCUGCUCGCCUUCCUGGGCGACAUCUUCAGCUUCCAGAAGAGCCGCUUCACCACCAUCGAGGAGUUCUCGCAGGACGUGCUGCAGCACAUGCAGACGCGCGUCAACAACAUUGGCGUGAAGUUUAGCCAGUAGUUGGUUUUCAUUCACUCUCGCCUUCUUAUUAUACUUCUUGGACUCCGUUUUACUUUUCCUUACAAACCAAACCGUUUGAUUCGGUAGAUUCCCUAAGAAACAAUGCUCCACAAGUUGACUAAUUUUAAAGCCUCAUUGAUUCAGCCACACACGACACCAAAUCCACGCAUCGUCAUUGUAUGAUUAAGCUGCAUUUAAGUCGCCAAAACAUUUGUAAAAUAAAACUGUUUACCGCCCGAACCGAGCGCAAAUCCAGCUGCGAAGCCUCCAAUUCCAUGGGGGAGGAGGUGGGCCAAAAGGUAACCGACACGUCGCAUACCCUGUUACUAUAAAGUUCAGUGAUGUUUCACAGCUGACAUAACAACGCACAAAAGCAGGUACUUAAGUCAAGAUCAAAACUUGAAUUUGUUACUUUGUAGUUACUAAGAAAACGAAAAGCAAUUCCCCGUUUUAUUAAAAACUUUGCUGAAUUAUGUAAAACUUGUAUUUGUUGAACGAUUCGAGAAUUAUAUAAUUAUAAUAUUAUAAAUAGCUUUAUCCGAAUGGUUAAUUAAUAUUUUUGUGAAACGAACAAAGUGAAUUAUUAAAGACAACUAAAUAAGCAGUAAAAGA